This is a messenger RNA of Neoarius graeffei (lesser salmon catfish), 1640 nucleotides long. Its product is annotated as cathepsin Z. NCBI's taxonomy places the organism in Eukaryota, Metazoa, Chordata, Actinopteri, Siluriformes, Ariidae. Gene Ontology annotation, molecular function: cysteine-type endopeptidase activity. The record is from RefSeq and is a predicted model, not a curated record. Gene Ontology annotation, cellular component: lysosome.
AUGUUAAUGCCUCGUAUUUGCAUCUUUGGUCGUCUCUCCCUGAUAGGCGGCAGCGGAGAGGGUUUAAAAUCCAUCAUGGCGCUCGUCCUUAGUAUUUUCUUCUGGCUGUUAUUUGUUUUGGAUGUUUCUGAACAGGUUUGGAAAGUAAGCGCUGUUGAGGAAAUCUCCCGUUCUUGCUACAAACCAGUCCAGUUCAGCAGACCCGCGUUUAUAAGAACAUAUCCCAGACCUCAUGAGUAUUUGAACAUCACUGAGCUCCCUGCUUCCUGGGACUGGCGUAACGUUGAUGGGAUGAACUAUGUGAGUGUGACGCGCAAUCAGCAUAUCCCUCAGUACUGUGGCUCCUGCUGGGCCAUGGGCUCCACCAGUGCCUUGGCAGAUCGUAUAAACAUCAAAAGGAAAGGGGCGUGGCCAUCAGCAUACCUGUCCGUCCAGAACGUAAUUGACUGUGGAGGGUCAGGGUCUUGUUUUGGAGGUGAUCACUUGGGUGUGUAUGCUUACGCACAUGACAAGGGCAUUCCAGAUGAAACCUGCAACAAUUAUCAAGCCAGAAAUCAAAAGUGUGAUCUGUUUAACCAGUGUGGCACCUGCUCAUUCUUUGGAUCCUGUUCUGUUGUGAAGAACUACACUUUGUGGAAAGUUGGAGACUACGGUGAGGUUUCAGGACGAGACCAGAUGAAAGCUGAGAUCUACAAAAAUGGCCCAAUAAGCUGUGGAAUCAUGGCAACUAAAGGUCUUGAGGCAUAUGAGGGAGGUGUGUUUGCAGAGUUUCAUGUCAUCUCACUCAUGAACCACAUCGUAUCUGUGGCGGGCUGGGGCGUCACUCAUGAUGGAGCAGAGUACUGGAUAGUCAGGAAUUCCUGGGGCGAGUUUUGGGGUGAGGCAGGCUGGGCCCGGAUAGUCACCAGCGCGUAUAAAGAGGGUAAAGGGAACUGGUACAAUCUUGCCAUUGAGAAAGCCUGUGCAUAUGGAGACCCCAUAGUGGCCUAGAGGAAGAGAAACUGUUAGAGCAGCUCUGUCCACAUGUACAGAGUGGAAUCCAACUGAGAGCAGCAUUUACUACAGACCUUAUAAAAGUGUUCUGGGAUGGUGUUAGUAAUGGAAUUCAUUUUUUGUGACAUAAAAUGCAUUAACAUACAUUUGCUGUCAUAGUGCUCUCUAAACCCUGCAAUUCUAUCACAAUACUGUUUGUCUAUGGAUUAUUAUUGUAUACUAAUAGUAAAUGAUUUGCUUUUAAUUAAAACAUAGACCAUGUGCUUUGUUUUAAAUUAUUAUUUUAUGUGUAUUUUACACUUGCAUAUUUUCCUUAAAUAAGUUCGACACAGUAACAGAACUACUACAAACAUUGUUGCGUUGCAUAAGUAUUUACCCCCUUGAACUUUACUGUAUUCUGGAAGUGGAGUGGAUUUGCCUGGGAUUAUAUGUCAUGAAUUUAGAAAAAUAACCAAUAAUACUGAAGUGGUGGGAAAAGUUAAUAGUUUGCUUUAUUAUUUAUUACAAUUGCUGCACUAUUUUGUGUAGGUUCAUGAUGUUGAAUCCAUUUAAUUUCCAGGUUGUGACACUGCAAAAUGUAGAAAAGUUCGAGGAGUCAGUCUUAAGUUGUUGUUUUGUACAAAAUAAAGUAUUUUUGUAUUAUGUGU